Molecule: messenger RNA, 4818 nt
Organism: Micromonas commoda
Lineage: Eukaryota; Viridiplantae; Chlorophyta; Mamiellophyceae; Mamiellales; Mamiellaceae
Exons: 1
Coding region: 1-4818 (1605 amino acids)
Biological process (GO): cytokinesis by cell plate formation; phragmoplast assembly; protein phosphorylation
Molecular function (GO): ATP binding; protein kinase activity; microtubule binding
Source: RefSeq, a predicted model, not a curated record
AUGGACAGGUACCACAUAUACGAAGCCAUAGGCCGGGGUAAGCACAGCGUCGUGUACAAGGGCCGGCGCAAGAAGACCAUCCAGCACUACGCCAUCAAGUCGGUGGACAAGUCGCAACGCCCCCGGGUGCUGCAGGAGGUGCAGGUGCUCCGGUCCCUCUCGCACGACCUGGUGCUCAAGUUCUACGCGUGGUACGAGACCCAGAACCACCUCUGGCUCAUCCUGGAGUACUGCGUGGGCGGGGACCUCCUGGCGCUGCUCAGGCAGGAUGAGGCGCUCCCGCCGAAAUCGGUGGCGGCGUUUGGGAGAGACCUCGCCGUCGCCCUCCGCGUGCUGCAUAAGAGCGGUACCUUACACUGCGACUUGAAGCCGUCGAACGUGCUGGUGGACGAGAACGGGCGGUUGAAGCUGUGCGGGUUCGGGCUGGCGAAAAAGACGGCGGACGCGGCGAAAGACGGACCGGGGGGGGUGAGCGGCGGCGGCGAGGGCGGGCCGAAGGACGGCUUGAGCAAGCGCGGAACGCCGUGCUACAUGGCGCCGGAGCUCUUCACCGAGGGCGGCGUGCACUCGUACGCCUCAGACCUGUACGCGCUGGGGUGCGUGUUGUACGAGUGCUGCGUCGGGAAGCCCCCGUUCGUGUCCAACUCGCUGACGGAGCUGAUGGAGAUGAUCCUGAACGACGAUCCACCGCCGCUUUUCAACGGCGAACGCGCUCGCGAGGUCGGCGAGUCUCCGGCCGGCGGCGGAUCCGCGGUCGGACCCGACCCGCCCACCCCCGCGCUCGCCGACCUCAUUACCGGCCUGCUCGAGAAGGACCCGGCGCGAAGGCUGGACUGGAACGCGGUGUUGCGCCACCCGUUCUGGCGCGAGUCCGGGACCGGGUCGUGCGCGGAGGAUCUUUUGACGUUGGCCUCGCACCCGCUCCCGCCCCAGCCCGCGUUUCAGACGUACCUCGCGGCGUCCGGGACCUCGGGGCGCGCGGAGGUGGUCGCGCACGUCUCCGAUCGUCUCGCGGCGCUGACGACGUCGUCGUCCGCCAGCCCGGCGGGCAGUUCGACGGGGCCCAACCAACGACGGGGGCGCGGCAAAGAAGGGGGCGGCGGCGGCGGCGACGAGAACGCGUCGCCCGGGAGCGGCGGCGGCGGUCGGCGGAGGACGUCCUCAUCCGGGUUCACGCACCAGAACGCGUCGCCCUCCUCACGCGAGGCGCUUCGCAUGUCGGUCAACGCGAGGGCCAACCUGGAGCGCGAGGGGGCGGGUGCGUACGCGAGCAGGACGCCGGAGAAGAGGCGGAGUUCGACGGAGGAGGGCGGCGCAGCCGGCGGCGGCGAUCCGAGCCCCGGCCCGGGCGCGAGCGACGUGGAACUCGCGGACACCGACGCCGAGCUCAACUUUGCCGACGCGACGCGGGACGACGGGGGAGUUAACGACGGGGGAGUCAACGACCGCGAACAUAACCGGUCCCGUCCCGCGAGCGCGGAUCCCGCCGGCGACGAGCACGCGACGCUGUCCCGGGUCGGGUCCGCUCGCGUGGGUGGGGGAACGGGCGACAGAGGUGUUUUGGACGAAGAGGAAGAUGGGGAGGAGGAGGAUGGGGAUGGGGACCUUUUGGGGGGACGCGGGAGACCGACGAGCGCGGGUGGGUACGCGGCGCUCGCGGCGACGACGACGGACGACUCAACCGCGAGGACGCCGCCCCCCGCGGAAUCCGUCGGACGCGGCGCGAGCGGGAUCGAUCGCGUCGAGUCGCUGCCCUCGCCGGCGGCGACGCCGCCCGGCGUCGGCCUCGCGUCGAGUCGGGCCACGUUCGCGAACCGCCUCGUCGAAUCGCGAUCGUUGUCCGGUCCCCGUCACCCGCCUCCUAGGGACGCCCAAUCGAACGACGCGACGAACGACGCCGCGGACGCCGCCGCGAGGGACAUGUGCGCCGAACUGUCGGACCACCCCAGCGACAGCCAGGUGAAGCCCAUCGUGCUGAACCGGCGGAUAGAAGCCGUGCCCGAGUCGCACUACGACCCGAACGCGCUGCCCUUUGAGCCGCUGGCGAUAUCCGAUAUGCUCGCCGCGCCGCAGCAGGACCUGGAGAGGUUUCUCACGCAGAUUUACAGGUCCGUGGCGCACUCGUCGCCCAUCAACGAGAAGGUUAACACGCUGGCGUACUUUGAGACGCUUUGCACGGACACCGCCGCGGCGAACGUGCUCAUCAACUCCAGCCUGAUGACCCUCUUCGUGCGAAUGCUCCGCGCGAGUAAGGCUCCCACGCUGCGCAUACGCCUCAGCUCCGUCAUGGGCCUGCUGCUGCGGCACGCGACGUACAUAUCCGAGGAGCUCGCGUCUAGCGGCGUCGUCACCGUGCUGACGGAGUGCCUGAAGGACAAGAACGAACGCGUCCGACGCAGAGCCAUGGCGACGCUCGGCGAACUCUUGUUCUACAUCGCCACGCAGCAGCACGAGGCUGGGCUCAAGGCGCCGGCUGACGGCGCGGGCGGGCCCCCCGGCGCGUGGCAGAUCCCGCCCGCCACCGUGGGCACGGUGACGCGCAUGCUCCGCCAGGGCGAGGAUGAGAUUGCGCAGCACUACGCGGUGAAGACGAUCGAGAACAUCGCGUCGCACGGCGGGGACUGGGCGCACAAGUUUUCGUCGCAGGAGACGGUUGGUUCGCUGGUGGCGAUCAUGUCCGGCGCCAAGUCCGAGCAGCUGCGCGGCACCGCGGCGUCCACCCUGUCCAGGGCCGCCAGGCACUCCCCGGCGGUGCUCAGCCUGGUGCUGGACAAGUACGGCAUCAAGAUUUUGGUCAACGGUUUGCGCGACACGUCUCCCAAGGUGCAGCAGGCGAGCCUCAACUUACUCAACCGCGGUUUGGCGGACCUCGGCGCCAGGGCUCGCGCGUCGCUCGCCUCCGAGGACAACCGAAUGCUGCUCCCCACCCUCGUCUCCCUCCUCGAGCGGGGCAGCGCGGUGCUCCGCGGCAAGGCGCUCCUCACCCUCGCGUCCCUGUUCCGCCUGCACAACCGGUGGCUCCUCGCCGCGUGCGGAACCCGGCUCUUUUCGUUGGUGGACCGACUCCAGAAGGACAGGGAGCGGUACCUGCAGCGGUGCCUCGAAGCUCUCGUCGCCACCGUCGUCGCCGCGGUGCCCAGGCUUCACGACGCCAUCCUUCGGGAGAUUGACCGCCUCGUCGCCGGCGGCCGGCCGGGGAGCAGGGAGUCGGGAACGCGGAGUCACGGGGGCGUCACCCUCGGGGGCGGCGGGCUCGCGGGCAUCGCGGGCGCCUCGGUCGACCCGUCGCGGCCGGGCACUCCGGGAACAGCCGGAUCCCCGCUGGCGCUCUUCCCGGCGCUCGUCCACCUGCUCGGGUCGCUCGCGCUUCGCCCGAGGCUGUGCGACGACGCGUUUUUGCUCGCGUGCGCAACGUACGUGUCGAAAGCGGAGGGCCCGAACAGGUGUACCUUCCCCGGCGCCGAACAGUUUCGAACCGACGUCUUCGCGCUCCUCGAGACGCUCUCGCAGUGCGCGCCGACGCUGGUUCAAACUGCGCCGGGCGCGGUGACGAGCGCGUUGCUCCCCGCGCUCGCGGACGUCCUGGCGCGGGGCGGGGGGUCCGGCGCAGGUACCGGGUCCGGGGGGUCGAGCGCGGAUGGCCGGUUCCUGGCGCUGAAGCUGACGUGCGACCUGGCGCUGCCGCUGUGGCUGGACCCGGACCUGGACGAUAACACGGGUUCGGAGCGCGACGGUUCCAAUCCUGGCGAUGACGGUUCCAAUCGCAAUGGACGGCGGGAAGCGCUCGCGGCGCUCAUCCGCGGCGUGCUCCUUCCGCUGUGCCCCGCGCUGCUCGGCGACGAGGACCCGAUACCGCUGUACGCGCUCAAGCUGCUGGGGGGCGCGCUGGAGGCUGACGCGGGAAUGUGCGGCGACGCCGCGCGGUUGGGUUUGGCGCCCAAAUUUUUCGAGUUUCUCUCGCUCGAGCACACCAACAACAACGUGCACAACGUGCGUCUGUGCCUCGCGCUCGCGAGGUCCAGAGCCGUGCGCACCCUCGAGCUCCUAUGCGACUUCGCCGCGGGUCACAAGGUGGCCGCCGUCCUCGCCUACGCGCACGAGAACGCGGUGGAACCCUUCCUGGAACCCUCGCUCGGUAUCUGCGCCGCGCUCUUCACUCGCGUCGUCGACUUGCGUGACGAAAACGGUCGUGACGGCUCCGAUCCGCACGACGCCCUCGACGCGGCGAUGGACGGCGUCGCGCCGCUUCUAGACGUCACGCACGUGCUCAUCGAGUGCGCCAGCGCGGGCGAGACGGAGGUUGCGUCCUUCGCCGUCCCAUCGCUCGCCGCGCAGUCGUUACGACUCGCGGUGGACCUGUUCCCGGAGGAGGCGUCGGCAGCCAUCUUCGCCCGGGGAACGCCGCUGGCGGAUGCGGUCGACGCGCUGGGGACGGCUGCGGCGGUGGACAGGGGCGAACGCGGGUUCGCGGAUGUGGAUUUGCCGACGGGCGGUCCGAGUCCGGGCGGCUCGGGCGGCUCGGGCGGCGCGGGCGGCGCGGGCGCGGGCGCGACGUCGUCCUCCGGGUCGAGCUCGCCGAGACGGGGUUUCGCGCGCGCGCAGAGGUCGGGCCUCGGCGCCAUCGCCGCGGCGGCGACGGCGGCGGCGAGGAGAGCGUCGCCCCCGUUUGACGCGAACAGCUUGACCCCGGGUGAGACGACGCGGUUGGAGGCGGCGCUGAGGCGGCUGGCGCGUGGGGAGCCGUGCGGGGUGAUCGCUCGCGCCGCGGCGGAGGCGGCGGACGGGGUGGCGGAGAUGCUCGCCAGGGCGCCCAGGUGA